CUGAAGCCGUCAACUCUCGUCUACUUUCAAAUUGUUUGGCAUCUCAAACGAGCCUAUAGUUGGUAACACCGCCCUUACUAAGUCUGGUAAAGAUGAAAACAUUAUAAUAAUAAUCAUUAUCAAAAUAAUUUGGGCUUCUAUAAAGCGAUUAAUCACAUGCACACACACAGAUGCCACAACUUUUUUGUAUUUUUAUCAGGCAUCAGCGUGUCCCGGUGAGGCAUGACGCAGUUCUGUUCGGUCCUUAUUCACAGUGCAGGAAAUUGAAAGUAAAAAUCACUACAAUUUCACUUCACUUAUUCCACUUUUACCUUGUAAAUCCAUAGAGAUUAAUUAAACGAAAAUGUUCGUUUCGACGGAGGAUGUUUCUCCUUCUUUUAAAGGCUUUACUUUGAUUAUGCCUGCAGUAUCUGUUGGAAAUGUGGGGCAGCUCGCCGUUGAUCUCAUCAUCUCCACACUGAAUAUGCCCAGAGUGGGAUACAUCCACACUGACUGUCUCAUUCCCAUGACUGGAAACAACCCUUACGCCACAUCUACUGAAGAUGCUUCCCAGCUCAGCACCAAUGCAGAAGUAUAUUCCCACAGUGACCUAAAACUGGCUGUACUACAGAUAAGGACACCCAUCAUCCAGACAAAGGUGAGAUCAUUCAGAAAGCUGAUGGUGUCCUGGAUCAAGAGCUGUGGAUUUCUCAGAACUGUGCUGCUGUCCAGCAGUCACGCAUAUCAGAGAGAUGACCGACAGCUGCUUGGCACUCCUCUGCGUUACCUGCUGACUCCAUCUCUGCAGAAACAGGAAGGACAGAGAGUGGAAAAGCUGGGCUGGAGGGAGAUGGCGAGAAUCAGUAUAUUCCCUGAUGUGUUUGACUCAGAACAGCACCUCUAUAUUCCUGGAGGAGGAGUGACCAAAGCCCUGUACACAGACUGCUGUACAGAGGACAUAUCUAUGGCAGUAGUGCUAAACUUCUGUUCAGAAGGGGACAACAUUCCUGAUGCUUUCACCCUUAUCAACCAUCUCAAUGACUGGCUCCAUCUGCUGGAGAAACCUAUACAAGGGUCAGUGCAGUGGAGGGUCCCUCCAUCAUGGAGACUUUUGUUCGGCAGUGGUGUCCCGCCUCUACUUUUCUAAAUCACAGCUGCAAGCUUGUAGACACACUUUUUGUAACAGUGACUGCUUUUAAUAUGAAUGUGAAAAAUUAUU
Xyrauchen texanus (razorback sucker) is the source of this 1198-nucleotide messenger RNA. It is a transcript of the gene psmg2, whose product is annotated as proteasome (prosome, macropain) assembly chaperone 2. Gene Ontology annotation, cellular component: nucleus; cytosol. NCBI's taxonomy places the organism in Eukaryota, Metazoa, Chordata, Actinopteri, Cypriniformes, Catostomidae. The record is from RefSeq and is a predicted model, not a curated record. Gene Ontology annotation, biological process: proteasome assembly. The transcript has 7 exons. The coding region runs from base 344 to 1126 and encodes 260 amino acids.